GUUUCUCUAAAAUCUGAGCCGGUUUUUAGGAAGAUUCGGCGUUUUGUCGACCCUACAACGACAGAAACACACAGAAAUGGCUGAGAGAAGCUGUGAGAUUCCUGUGGACAAACUGCCAACAGACAAACCGCAUAAAUGUGACCAGUGUGACUAUUCUGCUGCACGGAAAUUCCAUUUAGACCAACACAUGGUUAAACACACUGGAGAAAAACCCUACAAAUGUGACCUGUGCGAUCAUGCUACUGCAUGGAAAAGCAAUCUAAACCAACACAUGGAUACACACACUGGGGAAAAACCCUACAAAUGUGACCAGUGCGACUUUUCUACAGCAUGGAGACUCAGUUUAGCCGAACACAAGGCUAAACACACUGGAGACAAACCCUACAUGUGUGAGGAGUGUGGAUUCAGGACGGCUGACAGAGGUAACCUAUCAGUACAUAUGAGAAAACAUACUGGGGAAAGGCCAUAUAAAUGUGACCAGUGUGACUAUUCUGCUUCACAGAAAGGCAAUUUGGACCGACACAUGGCUAGACACACUGGAGACAAACCCUACAUGUGUGGGGAGUGUGGAUUCAGGAUGGCUGACAGGUCCCACCUAUCCAGACAUAUGAGAACCCACACUGGUGAGAAACCCUACAAAUGUGACCAGUGUGACUAUUCUGCUGCACGGAAGGAUGAUUUAAACCAACACAUGGCUAAACACACUGGAGACAAAUCAUAUAGAUGUGACCAGUGCAACUUUGCUGCCACACAGAAAAGCAUUCUAAGCCAACACAUGUCUAAACACACCGGGCCAAAACCAUACAAAUGUGACCAGUGUGACUAUUCUUCUGGACAUAAAGGCCAUUUGGACCAACAUAUUAUUGCUAGACACACUGGAGACAAACCCUACAUGUGUGGGGAGUGUGGAUACAGGACAGCUUACAGGUCUGCUCUAGCCAUACAUAUGAGAACCCAUACUGGUGAGAAACCCUACAAAUGUGACCAGUGUGACUUUUCUACUACAACAAAAGGCCAUUUGGACCGACACAUGGCUAAACACAAUAGAGAAUAAACCUACAUGUGUGGGGAGUGUGGAUACAGGACAG
Messenger RNA from Branchiostoma belcheri (Belcher's lancelet), 1088 nucleotides. Its product is annotated as zinc finger protein 239-like. NCBI's taxonomy places the organism in Eukaryota, Metazoa, Chordata, Leptocardii, Amphioxiformes, Branchiostomatidae. The transcript has 2 exons. Gene Ontology annotation, molecular function: RNA polymerase II transcription regulatory region sequence-specific DNA binding; DNA-binding transcription factor activity, RNA polymerase II-specific. Gene Ontology annotation, cellular component: nucleus. Bases 77 to 1054 code for a protein of 325 amino acids. The record is from RefSeq and is a predicted model, not a curated record. Gene Ontology annotation, biological process: regulation of transcription by RNA polymerase II.